Molecule: messenger RNA, 1456 nt
Organism: Owenia fusiformis
Lineage: Eukaryota; Metazoa; Annelida; Polychaeta; Sabellida; Oweniidae
Source: the annotation of a GenBank genome assembly
CCUAAACUUACCGAGCCUGUGUUAGAUAACUAAUGGACUUUCGUCAGGAUAUAUACGAUAGAUUUCUAUGUUUAUUUUUGAGUAGGUUCUGAUAUUCUAUGUGAUCCAGGCUGCAAACGGUGCAUUGUUUAGAAAUGUCAAAAGUGUGGUGUUUAGUUUUCCUCAUCGGUGUUUCAACAAGGUUGUCAAUCGGAGAUGAGAGAAGAGAAACAAAAGCUGUGUUCAGCCAAUGGAUGACAGAAUACAAUAAAGUUUACAGAGACAAUAACGAACUUCUCGCUAGAUAUGAGACAUUUAAGAAAAACUUGGACCUGGUAGAGCGAUUGAACGUUGAGCACAAUCCAACCGAGUUUGUUAUGAACCAGUUCGGUGACAUGACUCAAUCGGAGUUCAAAAGUAAAAUAUUGAUGCCUCCAAGAUCAGCACCAGUAUUUGAGAAUGAUAGAUACCUAGACGAGUUUGGAUUAAAAGAUACAAAUAUUCCCGAUGCAUUUGAUUGGAGAAUUAAAAAUAUGGUGACAUCAGUAAAGGAUCAAGGUUCUGGAGGUACAUGUUGGGCAUUUAGUACGAUUGGUAACCUGGAAGGACAAUGGGCCAUGCAAGGAAAACCUCUUACCAACCUCUCCGUAGAGCAAGUGGUCGACUGUGACAGCAUGAAGGAUCCUCUACACCACAAUGCUGACUGUGGUGUGUUUGGUGGGUGGCCAUAUCUCGCAUACCAGUACGUCCAACAUGCUGGAGGUAUAGAGACAGAGGAAGACUACCCCUACUGCUGUGGCAUAGGAGGAGGACCGGGUAGCUGUUUUGUGUGCCAGGCUGUUGGCUACAAUAAGACGCUAUGUGGACCCCCUGUACCAUGGUGUAACGUAACAUGUGCUGAUAAAAUAAAUCCUAGCAAGUUUGUUCCUGGUUUGAAAGUAGUUGGCUGGAAUGCAAUACCAAAGAAUGAGAGUGAGAUAGCCAUAGAGUUGGUGAAGACUGGUCCCCUCUCAGUGGCUCUACAUGCUGAACUAUUGCAGUUCUAUCACAAAGGGGUUUUUGAUCCACCAAAGGAACUCUGUGACCCAAAGAACUUGGAUCAUGCUGUACUACUGGUUGGCUAUGGCACGGAGAAGACUAUCUUUGGUGAGAAACCUUACUGGAUUGUGAAGAAUUCAUGGGGCAUAAAAUGGGGACAACAGGGCUAUUUCUGGAUUAGACGGGGCAAGGGCGUAUGUGGGAUCAAUACCAGUGUCACCACUGCGAGACUCCAACAAUAGCAUUAUGUGGAAAAGUUUGGGACAAUUUAUGAGGUGCCAGGGAAUGGGAUACCCAAUGGACAGAGGCAGUACAUGUACACAGACACAUUUAUCUUUCUAUGGAUGUUGGGUACGACCUUGGAAAGGCUAAUCAACAUCGGAUAUGUCUUACAAUCUUCUUAUUAAGUCGUUCUUGAUUUUCUUCAUGGGGCAUUAAA